Vitrella brassicaformis is the source of this 2816-nucleotide messenger RNA. Lineage: Eukaryota; Vitrellaceae. The record is from the annotation of a GenBank genome assembly.
CAUAGAUGUUCUUCAACAACCUGCCGUGUCCAUGCACCGCACCAUGUAGGUCGACACACGCACGAGGGAGUGAUAGAAGAAGUCCCUUCACUUGUCCCUUCACACACGAGAAACAACACACAUGUACACCCACUCACACUGGCAUGGUAUAGUUUCCGGCCACCCGCUAGCUAUAGCUAGCCAGGCGGCAGGUGAGGCAUCUCUGGUGGCAUCUCCCCGUCUGCCUGCCUGCAUGCCUGCCUGCCUCUUACCCGCCCGCCCGCCUUUCUCGACACCAACGCGCAUGUGUCAUGACACCGCCCCCAUCGUGCCGGCCACCCAGGAAGCAGUCGAGUGUGAGUCAGGCACCGACAGCUAUCCAUCCAUCCAUCCAUCCAUCCACACCAAAGCCCCCCCACCUGCCUGCGCCCCUCAUUCAUCUAUGUCGUCCACUACUGCUCCAUCUCAUCGUCACCGCUCCUCUCCAAAUCCCUCUGCGAGUCAGCUACUGGAGUGUGGCCCCCAGCUGCUGCCAUGUGAACUGGCAGUCGGCAUCGCCCAGGUGGGUGUUGAAGCCCUUGACCACCCCUUCCACGCCGUGGCGGGCCGCCUCGUCCAUCCUGGCCCGAUGAACCACCUCGCGCAGGCCCACACGACCACGAGUGUGCACCGCCUCGCGCGGACGGCUGUCGACACCCUCGAGCACGAAACACUGCAGCUGCGGCACACGCACCACCUGUCCGCCCACGCUGGCCGUCCCGCCCACCACCUCCCUGUUGCUACUGGUCUGGUACACUGCCGACUUGACGAAGUGCUCCGCUGCCGCGCAUACACGCCGGGCCAUAACGGUGUGCCGCACACACUCGCCGAUGGCUUCUGUGGUGGCCGAUGCCGCUGCGUCCGCAUCGAAGAGGUACGACGCGAUGCGCCAGCCGAAGAUGGGGGCCUCCUGCGGGCCGACGGCCAGCCGGGGGGUCAGGAGGGCCGCGAGUGACCGGUGAGGCGCGAGGGCGGCGUUGACGGCCGACAUCACUGCAGGGCCCACCUCGUCUAGCACCGUGGCGUACUCCAUCAGCACAAACUGUCGCUCUCCGUCUAUGGGGAGGCUGUUGAUGUCGGCGCCCGCCCUCAGCAGCGAAUGGAUGGUCAGCUUGUGCCUGUCACAUCGGGCGCGACACCCCUCCUUGGUGUCCUCGGGCGUCUCCGGGUCCUGAAGCUCUCGAGUGUACCAAUCGAGCUCCUCGGCAGCUGUGGCGAGGGGCGUGUCGUCGCGGUAGUUCCGCCUAUUGAUCUGGUCAGCGGGCAGCUUGCGGCAAAGGUAGCAGGCCACUUGGGUAGAGCCCCAACAUGCCGCGUCGUGCAGUGGUGUCCCUUGCGAUGCAUCGGACGCUGCCGUCAUGUCGGCCCCGUUCGCUGUGAUGAGGUCGAGGUAGGCGUCGAUGAAGGACUGGGGAUAGUCCCACCGUGCGGUGGCUGCCGUGUGCACCAGGUUGUAGCCACCGCUUGUUUCUUCGGUGGCGAGGGUGGGGUCGCGUCGGACGAGUCGCUCAUACAUCGACAGCAGCAGCUGCAGAUACUCCGGGGGAGGCUGACGCAGGGGAAGAAGGGGCAGCUCCAUCACCAUGCAAUACAAUUGGCCCGCUGCGCGCAGGUCGAUGUCGUGACGAGCCGUCAGUAUGUCGAGGGCCGUCUGAUUGCCAGAUGCAAUCGCCAAGUGGAGGGGCGUCUGAUCGGUCUGAUGGGCUGCCGCAUUGGGGUCGGCGCCUCCGUCGAGGAGUGCGGUCAGGACGGCCGCCUGCAGCUCGUCAGACGACCACUGUGGCAGUACGAUGGGAUGGCAGCCAUCAUCAUCUCGGGCUGCGAUGGUCCUGAUGGUGUAGCCCGACUUGUUGUCAAUGGCGAUGGCGAGGAGGGGAUAGACGAAGACGAUGGGGUCGCUACCCUCGGCGACCAGCCUAGUCAUGACAUCUGGGUCGGCGCCCUGCUGCCGCAUGAGGUCGGUCACUUGCCGUGCGUCGGUGAAGCGGCGGCCGAUGAUCCACCGUGACAGCUGCUUGCUGGGGUCGUUGGUGCCCUUGAGGAACCGAGCCUCCAGCUUAUCGAGUCCGAUGUGGCCGUCAGGCACAGGAGCAGCGGGAUCCGCCAGGCCUACGAGAGGAUACCCUGCCACACCCACCGCCGCACAAGGGACGGUGAUUGAAUGCCUUUUCUACAGGAUCCUCCCUCGCGUCUGUCUGGCGUACCUUCCUCCUCAUAUUCGUCGUCAUCCGAGUCUCUGUCAUCGAUAUCGUCCUCUUGGUCGUCAUCACCAUCGUCCUCCUGCAUGCCAUCCUGACACACAACAAAGAGGCAAGGGAGAACACCAACACUGGAUGAAUCGCAUGGACCAGUGUUGGUGUUGAUGAGUGCCUCACCGAUUCGUAGUCAUUUCCUGCCUGCGGACCCUCCUCAUCGUCGGCCGUCUCGUGAGGCAUUCCGCCGUCACCCAGCUGCUGCUGCUGCUGGUCGUCUAAACACCACCACAUAAAUCGACCAAGCAGGCCUGAGUGAGCUGCUGGUGUGUGUGUGGAACGGUCUGUGUGGGAUGGCUCGUAACUCACCCCUAUCGACGCCGUCGAGAUCUAGUUGCUCCGCCUGCCCACUGCCGCUACGCUCUUGCUCAUCUACAUCGCCUGCACACACCACAGAUGUACAGGAAUGAUAUGAUCCUGCGUGUUUGAUGUGCUGCAUUAGUGUGAUGCACCUGCAUCGUCCUUUGCACAUCCAGCGUCUGCCAUGGCAGCAGAGGGAAUCUAGGCAUCGGGACGUCCAGACAUCACUCAAACAGACACCAACAG